CCUUAUCUUGUUCAACCUGCAAGGCUGACUCUCUCGAUGUUUUCUCAGGAAUAAAUAUAAUCACAUAUAUACGUAAAUGUAAGCACCUUCCUUGCUUGCCUUCCAUCUCUCUCACUACCUUCCAUCCCUCCUUAAUUUCUCUCUUCCAUCCUCCCUCUCCCAAUUAAUUCAUUCCUUCCUUCCUUCAUUUACGACUUUCUGCCUUUCACUUCCCCAAAUUCAAUUAAUCGAACCCAAAGCUUCUAUUCUUCUUUCUAAUUUCCGCUACUUCAAUUCUUGCCCAUCUCAACACUCUGUCUCGAUCGCUCACACUACUCAGUUUGCUGCAGUAUAACUUUUUCGCACAUCUUAUCAUAAUCCUCUGUCUCUCUUUACCGUUGUGACUUGUGAAGGAAUCCCCUUUUUCCCUGAGCUUUAGCUUGUUCAUUCUAUUCUCUUCUUUCUCUUCUCUUCUCUUCUCUGUUCUUUGCCAAUGGACAUGUUUGACCAACUCUUUUGUUCUCUUCUUGCUUCUCAAUUAUUGAAUAUGUAUGAAAAUAUUUACUUUUUGUUUCUGCCUUUCCCCACUGGCAAUAAUGUAAGGAAGAGAAGAGGAAUCAUGGCAUCGCACUUCUUAUAUUAUUAUAAUUGUUCUUUAUGUUUUUUUUUUUGUUGUUAUUAUUAUUGCUUCCAUUUUAUUAUUGCAUUACUGCACUGCAUGUUUAUCUUGUGUGCAAUGGGAGAUCAGGAAUGUUCUUGAAUUCUCUGCUCGUAUAUUUUCUGCAGAAUUUCUCAGGCCAGGAAAGGAAAGCGUAGCUACUUGGUUAUUACUCGUUGUUUCUGGAGUGGAGGGAUGUGGCGAGUGAACAAUUAUUCGCCAUUUAUUUGCUGGAUGGUGUAUCUGGCGAAAGUUGAAAGAUGGCAUUCCUCCCAUUCUACCCAACUUUAAUUAAUUAAGGCGUUGGAACUUAGAGGAGGAGGAAGGGGUUGGCUCAUAUAUAUGGAUUGUACUCCAACUCAAGAAAUGGGGGCUGAUAUUGAUAUCGAGAAAGGUGAUCAAAGCACCAUGGGAGCAGGAGCAGGAGCAGGAACUCCAGCCAUUUCAGACGGUGAGAUCAGAAAUAUCACAGCUUAUUCCCUCACCGCUCCAGAUGGAAAAGUCAAGGUUGAGAAGUCAUCAGUUCUAGAUCAUCCCAGCUGCAAUCAAGAACCUGCCUGGGAGCAUUCUCUAGAAUCGGGUAAGAAAAAGAACAAUAAUCAUAAGAGGGAAAACCGCAAGCCAAUGAGCACCAAGAAGCCCCCGCGGCCUCCAGCUCCCAGGGGAUUGUCUCUGGAUGCAGCUGAGGAGAAGCUCAUCAAAGAGAUCUCUCAACUGGCCAUGAUCAAGCGUGCUGGGAUGGAGCGGAAAAAGGCUCGGAGAAAAAUGAAAGAAGCAAAGGCAUCUUCCGAUUCGGCAGCGCCAUCGUUGAAUUUGAUAGCUGUUGUGUUCACGAUCCUCUUCUGCGUGGUAAUCAUAUUUCAAGGCUGCUGCCAGUCGUCGUCUUCUGGAACACGAAGCUCCACUUGUAGCAACAAACUACUUUUGUUCCCCAUGAAUCCUCCUCCUCCUCCUCCUACUACUACUACACGAAACACAUACAGUAGAGGAGCUGCUGAUGAGGGUCGCAAACUUCAACGGGAACCAAUGGCGUAUUAAGGGGGUGGGUAUGUACACAUACAUACAUACAAACAAACAAACAAACAAAAACUUGCGGGCAUAUCCAUCCAUAUCAUAUCAAGUGCCGAAGCUGGAGGGAGGGAGGGAGGCUGGCAAUUAGCGUUGAUGCUUGACACUCACUCACUCAAUUAAGAUCAUCCUUCAAUUCAAUUCAUUUCAUCACAUUUUCGAUAGCCUAGCCGGAUCGGAUCGGACCGCAUCUGAUAUGUCUUGUCUUCUUCUUCCAUCUAUUCGUUCGUGUCUAUAGAAACGUGAUGGACGCAAGAUUAUUAUUAUUAUUAUUAUUAGGUAUUAGCGUUCGUUCAUUCAUUCACUCACGCACCCACACAUCUGUCCAUUAUUCGGAUGCUUGUUGAAGAUCCAAUGAAAUGAAAUGGGAGGGAUCCACCACUUCAAUCUAUUCACAAUUGUAUUGCGUACAUGUAGAUUAAUUGCGCAUCACUCACACACUGACACCCAUCUAU
Molecule: messenger RNA, 2160 nt
Organism: Andrographis paniculata
Lineage: Eukaryota; Viridiplantae; Streptophyta; Magnoliopsida; Lamiales; Acanthaceae
Exons: 3
Coding region: 980-1675 (231 amino acids)
Source: RefSeq, a predicted model, not a curated record